Molecule: messenger RNA, 2730 nt
Organism: Piliocolobus tephrosceles (Ugandan red Colobus)
Lineage: Eukaryota; Metazoa; Chordata; Mammalia; Primates; Cercopithecidae
Gene: WRNIP1
Product: WRN helicase interacting protein 1
Exons: 7
Coding region: 275-2260 (661 amino acids)
Biological process (GO): DNA-templated DNA replication; DNA synthesis involved in DNA repair; DNA repair
Cellular component (GO): nucleus
Molecular function (GO): ATP hydrolysis activity; enzyme activator activity; ATP binding
Source: RefSeq, a predicted model, not a curated record
GCCGCGCGUGGCGCUGCCGCCUCCGGGGCAAACGGCGACGGACUACACUUCCCGACACGCCGCGCGAGGCGCUGCCAGCGGCCGGUCGAGGGCGGGCGGACGCGGGAGCUGCGGACGUGAGGCAUGAGCGGCGCCCUCCCCCGGCCCGCGAGCGUCCUGCUGGCUCCCCGAGCGAGGGUCGUGCGGCGCUGGGCCUAGCGGAGGGCAUCGGAGGCCUCGGCGUGUGCACGGGCUGCUGCGGCAGCGCCUGGCGCCGGGGAGGGCGGCGGCCGCCAUGGAGGUGAGCGGGCCGGAAGACGACCCCUUCCUCUCGCAGCUGCACCAGGUGCAGUGCCCCGUGUGCCAGCAGAUGAUGCCCGCUGCACAUAUCAACUCGCACCUGGACCGCUGUCUGCUGCUCCACCCCGCGGGGCACGCGGACCCCGCGGCCGGGUCGCACCGCGCCGGGGAGCGGGCCAAGGGGCCCUCGCCGCCCGGCGCCAAGAGGCGGCGGCUGUCAGAGAGCUCGGCGCUGAAGCAGCCUGCCACCCCGACGGCAGCCGAGAGCAGCGAGGGCGAAGGCGAGGAGGGCGACGACGGCGGCGAGACCGAGAGCCGCGAGAGCUACGACGCGCCGCCCACGCCCAGCGGCGCCCGCCUCAUCCCGGACUUCCCGGUGGCCCGCUCCAGCAGCCCCGGGAGGAAGGGGUCGGGGAAGAGGCCGGCGGCCGCCGCCGCGGCGGGGAGCGCGUCUCCGCGCAGCUGGGACGAGGCGGAGGCGCAGGAGGAGGAGGAGGCGGUGGGCGACGGGGACGCGGACGCGGACGGCGAGGACGACCCGGGGCACUGGGACGCGGACGCUGCCGAAGCCGCCACCGCCUUUGGGGCCAGUGGCGGGGGCCGCCCGCACCCCCGGGCGCUGGCGGCCGAGGAGAUCCGACAGAUGCUACAGGGCAAGCCGCUGGCCGACACGAUGCGUCCCGACACGCUGCAGGACUACUUCGGGCAGAGCAGGGCCGUGGGCCAGGACACCCUGCUGCGCUCGCUCCUGGAGACCAACGAAAUCCCCUCGCUUAUCCUGUGGGGGCCGCCGGGCUGCGGCAAGACCACUCUGGCUCACAUCAUAGCCAACAACAGCAAGAAACAUAGCAUAAGGUUUGUGACAUUAUCUGCAACAAAUGCCAAGACAAAUGAUGUGCGAGAUGUCAUAAAACAAGCUCAAAAUGAAAAGAGUUUUUUCAAAAGGAAAACCGUCCUUUUUAUUGAUGAGAUUCAUCGGUUCAAUAAAUCUCAGCAGGACACUUUCCUUCCUCACGUGGAAUGUGGGACGAUCACUCUGAUUGGGGCAACCACUGAAAACCCUUCCUUCCAGGUCAACGCUGCUCUUCUGAGCCGCUGUCGAGUGAUUGUUCUUGAGAAGCUUCCAGUAGAGGCAAUGGUGACUAUUUUAAUGCGAGCGAUCAACUCCCUGGGAAUCCACGUCCUAGACUCUAGCCGUCCCACUGACCCUCUGAGCCACAGCAGCAACAGCAGCUCAGAGCCGGCCAUGUUCAUAGAGGAUAAAGCAGUAGACACCCUGGCUUACCUCAGUGACGGUGAUGCCCGAGCUGGGUUGAACGGACUGCAGCUGGCGGUGCUGGCUAGGUUAAGCUCUAGGAAGAUGUUCUGUAAGAAGAGUGGGCAAUCCUAUUCUCCCAGCAGAGUUCUGAUCACAGAGAAUGACGUGAAGGAGGGCCUACAGCGAUCCCACAUUUUAUAUGACCGGGCAGGUGAGGAGCAUUACAACUGCAUCUCCGCCCUGCACAAGUCCAUGCGGGGCUCAGACCAGAACGCUUCCCUCUACUGGCUGGCUCGCAUGCUUGAGGGAGGAGAGGACCCACUCUACGUGGCACGGAGGCUUGUCAGGUUUGCCAGCGAGGACAUAGGUCUGGCAGACCCGUCUGCAUUGACACAAGCAGUUGCUGCCUACCAAGGCUGUCACUUCAUAGGCAUGCCCGAAUGUGAGGUGCUUCUGGCCCAGUGUGUGGUCUACUUUGCCAGAGCUCCAAAGUCCAUUGAGGUGUACAGCGCCUACAACAACGUCAAAGCCUGCCUGCGGAACCACCAGGGGCCCCUGCCCCCCGUGCCCCUGCACCUGAGGAACGCGCCCACGAGGCUGAUGAAGGAUUUGGGCUAUGGCAAAGGCUACAAGUACAACCCCAUGUACAGCGAGCCUGUGGAUCAGGAAUACCUGCCUGAAGAGUUGAGGGGAGUCGAUUUCUUCAAGCAGAGGAGGUGCUGACUCCUCAGGCCAUGACAGCAGAAGGAUGUUGCUUUUUUUAAGAGAGGGCCAGAAAGAAAGAAACUGGAUUGCAAAGUUGGUUGCCUGGUGGAAGUUAGAACAGACCAACAUUUCGUGCCAGAAAUUUAAGAGUCUCAUAGGUGGAGGCGCAGUUAUUUCAACUAAAUGUGUAACUUUGAAAUUGUGUUCGUUUGCACUUCGUGCAGCGGUUAUGCUUAUGAAAAUAUCUGGCAGCUUUGUGCAAUGAAUUAAUGUUAUAAGGAAUUAUCUAUUUUGUCAUAGUAUUUAAGUCAUAAUGUCAUUUCAGAAUUCAGUUCUGUAGGAUUUUUUUUUCUUUAAAAAAUGUAUAUUCUGGGUAGUUUUAAUUGGUAAAAAAAAAAAAAUGUAAUUGUGAUUUAAUACUGCAUAGUGUUUUGGGUAUUUUUUUUAUAUGCAAAGGUCUUAUGAGCCAAUAAAACUAUUUCAAAGUA